Messenger RNA from Nerophis lumbriciformis (worm pipefish), 2457 nucleotides. RefSeq names its product calpain 9 (gene capn9). Lineage: Eukaryota; Metazoa; Chordata; Actinopteri; Syngnathiformes; Syngnathidae. Gene Ontology annotation, biological process: proteolysis. Gene Ontology annotation, cellular component: cytoplasm. The record is from RefSeq and is a predicted model, not a curated record. Gene Ontology annotation, molecular function: calcium-dependent cysteine-type endopeptidase activity; calcium ion binding.
ACGGAGACACAUCGCAGGCGACUGGCGGCGUCGCACCUCGCGUCUCCUCGCGUCUCCUGGCCUCUACGACCACCAUGCCCCUCCAGUCCACCUUGGCGGGCCGGGGCGCCUCCGCCACCGUGGACACGCAGAUGGACGGCAGGUCCUUCGAGCAGCUGAGGCAGGAGUGUCUGCAGAGAGGUGUUCUCUUUGAGGACCCCGACUUCCCCGCCGCCGACUCCUCGCUCUUCUACAGCCAGAGUAUUCCUGUCAGGAUGGAGUGGAAGAGACCCCCGGAGAUCUGCGCCAGCCCCAGGUUCAUCGUGGGCGGAGCCAACCGGACCGACAUCUGCCAGGGAGCACUGGGCGACUGCUGGCUCCUGGCGGCCAUCGCCUCCCUGACCCUGAAGAAGGACGUCCUGGCCCGGGUGGUGCCGCACGACCAGGACUUUGACCGCCGCUACGCCGGCAUCUUCCACUUCCAGUUCUGGCAGCACAACAAGUGGCUGGACGUGGUGGUGGACGACCGGCUGCCCAGCGUGCACGACCAGCUCAUCAUGCUGCACUCCGCCUCCAACGACGAGUUCUGGAGCGCCCUGCUGGAGAAGGCCUACGCCAAGAUGCACGGCAGCUACGAGUCGCUGAAGGGCGGCAGCACCAUGGAGGCCAUGGAGGACUUCACGGGUGGCGUGGGCGAGAUCUACGAGACCAAGACCUCCACCCAUGACCUCUUCCGGGUCAUGAAGAAGGCCCUGGACAGGGGCUCCAUGAUGGGAUGCUCCAUUGACGUCAGCAGCUCCGCAGAGUCUGAGGCCAAGUUGGCCAACGGUCUGGUGAAGGGACACGCCUACUCCAUCACGGGCCUGCAGGAGGUCAACUACCGAGGCAGGAAGGUCAAGCUGAUCCGGGUCAGGAACCCCUGGGGUCAGGUGGAGUGGAACGGCCCUUGGAGUGACCAUUCCAAGGAGUGGGACUACGUGGACAAGGCCGAGAAGAGUCGCAUCCUGCAGAAUUCGACAGAAGAUGGAGAAUUCUGGAUGGACUUUGAGGACUUCAAGGCCGGCUACGACAAGGUGGAGAUCUGCAACAUGACGCCCGACGCCCUGACCGACAACACCAAGCGCCACUGGGAGGCCCAGUUGUUCGAGGGCCAGUGGAUCCAAGGCUCCACCGCCGGCGGCUGCAGGAACUUCAUCGACACCUUCUGGACCAACCCUCAGUUCAAAAUGGAGCUGAGGGACGCGGACGACGACGACGACGUGUGCAGCGUGGUCAUCGCCCUCAUGCAGAAGAACAGACGCCGGCUGAGGAAGGAGGGCAUGGACCUGCAGACCAUCGGCUUCGCCGUCUACGAGGCCCCAAACAACGCGGAUCAUCAGGGGAAAGAUUUCUUCCGCAUGCACGCGUCCAAAGCCCGCAGCAGGACCUACAUCAACCUGCGCGAGGUGUCGGAGCGCUUCACCCUUCCCCCCGGGAAAUACCUGCUGGUGCCCACCACCUUCCAGCCUCACCACGAGGCCGACUUUUUGGUCCGCAUCUACUCUGAGAAGAGAGUGUCAGCUCUGGAGAUGGGGAGCGACGUGGACGCAGACCUGCCUGAGCCGCCCCCGCCCAGCUCCCCCGAGGACGAGACGGACGAGGAGAAGAGCCUCAGGAAGCUUUUUGAGGACGUGGCUGGAAGGGACCAGGCCAUCUCUGUCAGGGAGCUUCAGCAGAUCCUGAACGGCGUCCUCGGCACACGAAAAGAGAUCAAGUUUGAUGGCCUGAGCCUCCACACGUGUCACAACAUCAUCAACCUGCUGGACGUGGACAACACGGGCAAGAUGGAGUUCCAAGAGUUCAAGGUGUUCUGGGAGAAGCUGAAGAAGUGGAUCAUGCUCUUCUUGUCCUUUGACACUGACCGCUCAGGAGCCAUGUCCUCCUACGAGCUGCGCAGCGCCCUCAAAGCUGCAGGGAUGCAGCUGAACAAUCAGCUCCUGCAGCUGCUGGCCCUGAGGUUCGCCGACGAGAAGUACACCAUCGACUUUGACGACUACCUGAACUGCAUCGUGCGCCUGGAGAACAUGUUCCGCGUCUUCCAGGCCAUGGACACGCACCACAAGGGCAGGGUGAACUUCACCAUGCUGCAGUUCCUCGUCUUGUCCAUGAACGUGUGAGAGGACGCCGGGAGCCCAGCGAAGCCGAGCGAAGAACAAAAAAGCGAGCCAGACGACGCUCUGCCCUCGCGGCGCGGACGUCUUCUCCUUUCUUUUCACCUUGAAAUCCAUGCCUCUCCACACCUCAACACAUAAUGUGAGAUUACUGAUUAUUACCUUUUUCCUGGAACCAGUACAUUGUGAAUAAAGCCUCCCUCUCAGCUACUGUGAAAAGUUUGUCAACUUUCCCUUGAGAUGAGCGCUGCUAUAAAAGAGAAAACCAAUAAAAAAAAAAUUCUGCUGUAGUGCAAUAACCCUAGCAAAUAAACACUUUCUAAACAUG